Actinia tenebrosa (Australian red waratah sea anemone) is the source of this 681-nucleotide messenger RNA. RefSeq lists its product as uncharacterized. The record is from RefSeq and is a predicted model, not a curated record. NCBI's taxonomy places the organism in Eukaryota, Metazoa, Cnidaria, Anthozoa, Actiniaria, Actiniidae.
AGGAAACGAGGAAAGUGUGUACGAUAUGAUUUAUUACAUAAAAUGUGUUCGGUUGACUAUUCAUAUGAUGAAAUUCAAACAAAACGGAGAAGAAGAGUGAAAAAUCUUGGAGUUUAUGAGGCAGAGCGUUUGAUUGCCCAACGAAAAUCCCCAGAAAUGGGAAACAUUUAUCUUGUGAAAUGGAAGGGCUAUAGUGAAUUUGAAAAUACAUGGGAGCCCGAAGAACACCUUUCCAAGUCUUUGUUAAGUUAUUUCCAAAAUCCAAAACCAAGUGAGGAUAUUAUUCAACACUAUGUAGACGGGUUAAGAAGAGAAUUGCUGGAGGCACUAACACAUAAAUUACCUGAGCAAACAAUUACUUUAGAGUUCCGACAUGAUGUAUUUAAAUACUUAUUUCAUGGCAAAGGGGAAAAAAGAAAGGAAGAAAGAAAUUGGACAAUUUAUAGAGAGGAAGACUUUUUGCGCUCUCAGUUGCCAAAAAACUGGAACGGCAUUUAUGACAGACAUGGGGAUGGAGUUAAAAUUAUGUUCCCCAUUAAGAUGAGGACCUUCUUAGGAAUGUCACCUAAAGGAUUUCACUCCAGUGGUAAUAAAAUUGUAGAAAUGCCUAGACUUCAUACUGAAAAGCUAUCUAUAAAAUUUGUUAGGAUAACGAAUACAUGUAGAAAUGAAGUAGCAUAA